This is a messenger RNA of Laccaria bicolor S238N-H82, 1371 nucleotides long. RefSeq lists its product as uncharacterized. Bases 1 to 1371 code for a protein of 456 amino acids. The transcript is spliced from 6 exons. NCBI's taxonomy places the organism in Eukaryota, Fungi, Basidiomycota, Agaricomycetes, Agaricales, Hydnangiaceae. The record is from RefSeq and is a predicted model, not a curated record.
AUGCGACGACGCGCUCAGUCAAAUUCGUCAGGACCACGACCUCCUUCAAGCUUCACGCCAGUGUCCAUAUAUUCCCAUGUUUCGACUUACCGUUCUUUACUGCUUGAGCUUCAACUUUAUAGUCCCUCACUGAAAGUCAAUGAAGCCUCCCGGGGGCCCUUGGCAGUUUUCAGCGAUCACGAUCAAGUCGGAGGCAAAGUUAUCCUAGACUCCCGUUCUUAUCAUACAGGGCAGUUAACGAUCUCAAUUGAAGGAGUGUUUAUGUAUGAUCCUCACCAAUCUGGUUCCGCCGAAACGACGAACUACUCCGAACUCCAAAAGCACAUAUUUUUCAAUUGUUCAACUUGCAUAGCUGUUUCUCCGACUGCAGAGUCAAGUAGUCCUCGUACAACAUUUCGUGAUGCUUUCAUCAGACGGCGACCCAGCGCCUCUCAUAUCAAUGUAUCUACGUUGAGCGAGAGGUCUUACCCCUUCACAUUCAAUCUCCCUCAGUCACAUCGACCCGGCGAAGAGAUUCCACCGUCAUUUACAUCAAAGUUCGAGGCGAAUUCCCUGUCGAAAUCGUGUGGGGUCGAAUAUAAGGUUGUCGCCUCAUGGGAGCCGAGUGACGCAUUUGAAAGCCCAUCAUAUCUGGAAGUACCUAUUCUUUUGCAACCAGAUACAGAUUUCCAGUCUAUGGACGCCACGAGAAUAAGCCCUGACUCGUGGUUGGAAAUGCCGCUUAAAUCUGAGCGGCGUAUGCCAGUUCGAUGUGCGGUCACUUUGCCUACCUUCGUCACGUUUUCUCGUGGCUCAUCAAUUCCAUAUUUUGUGGUUUUCACGACCGUCCCUCGAUCACCUGCGUUGGCAAGGGAAGUUGCAUCUGACGCCACAAUAUCUGUAUCACUUAUACGGCAGAUCACUAUUCACGAGCCCACAACCACAUUUCCCCCAACGCCCCCUCCGACGCCACCAAGCGACGAGUUUGAAAUAAAUCGUGGCAGCGCCGGGCUCUUGAAACGCGUCGGAAAAUCGGCACAGUCGCGGCUAACUCGCGUGAGACGGGGCUCUGAUGCACCGUUAGACAGGCACGACAAGCCUUUGCCUCAACUACCCUUCGCAAAAUCAUUCUUUGAGACCCGCACAAUACACAGCGACAUCUGCAUUGGCUUUCCCAAACGCCCCCGACAGCAAACCGGUUUAAAUAACCACCCUUCAUUGGAGGCAGUUUCUUCAUUGCCUGACGGGCUUCAUAAAGCAAAGAUACCUCUUGAUAAAGAGAUGCUUCCUUGUGUGGAUUGGUCAGGGAUCUCCGUAAAGUACUACUUGGACAUAUCGGUGCUUAUCGGUCAAGACGAUCUUCGUGCCCGUGUGCCAAUACGGAUAUUUUAG